UGCAGAGAAAUAAACUAGGGGCUCGGCCUUGGUUUUGAAGGUCUAGAUGCGGUAAAGAAAAGAAGAAAAAAAAAAACAGGUCACGGUGUAUCGCGGGUGUCGGUGCUGCUCAAUGCGUGCCAUAUAAGAACUGCCAUAACUGCCCAGGGCGGUUGGCAUGCUUAUACUUUGUUGCUCUUUUUUUUCCCUCACAAAUCACCUUUGGAAAACAGCGCGUAGUGUUUCUCAUCAUGAAGUCAUACGUUUUCUCACUUCUGGCAGCCUUGGCCGCAAGAGAGGUGCUGGGCCAUGCCACUUUCCAGCAGCUUUGGGUUGAUGGAGUUGACAUGGGAUCGCAAUGCGCGCGCCUCCCGCUGUCCAACUCGCCCGUGACAAACGUCGCGUCCAACGACAUUCGGUGCAACGCCAACUCGGGACCCGUUAGCCGCAAGUGCGCCGUCAACGCCGGCUCGACGGUGACGGUCGAGAUGCACCAGCAGAACGGCGACCGGUCGUGCAGCAACGAGGCCAUCGGCGGAGCCCACUACGGCCCCGUGGCCGUCUACCUGAGCAAGGUCGACAACGCUGCCACCAAUGACGGCUCCGGCGGGUGGUUCAAGAUCUUUCAGGACUCGUGGGCCAAGAAGUCCGGCAGCGGGUCUGGUGAUGACGACUACUGGGGAACCAAGGACCUCAACACCUGCUGCGGCAAGAUGAACGUCAAGAUCCCGUCCGACAUCGCCCCGGGAGACUACCUGCUCCGCGCCGAGGCGCUCGCCCUCCACGCCGCCGGAUCGUCCGGUGGUGGCCAGUUCUACAUUACGUGCUACCAAAUCACCGUCGCGGGCUCCGGGUCCGCCAGCCCCGCGACGGUGAGCUUCCCCGGCGCGUUUGCCCAGAACAACCCGGGUAUCCUGGUCAACAUCCACACGUCCAUGUCGAGCUACAGCAUGCCCGGCCCGGCCGUGUACAGCGGCGGCACCACCAAGGCGGCCGGCAGCGCCUGCACGGGUUGCGAGAGCACCUGCAAGGUCGGCAGCAGCCCCGUCGGCACCGCGCCCAGCACUCCGCAGCCGUCGUCCCCGUCGGGUGGCGGUGGUGGCGGCAGCGGCGGCGGCGGCGGCGGUGAUAGCGGGUGUACGGUUGCCAAGUACCAGCAGUGUGGCGGUCAGGGUUACACUGGCUGCACCACCUGUGCUUCCGGUUCGACCUGCAAGGAAGUUUCGCCUCCUUUCUACUCGCAAUGCAGCUAA
Pyricularia grisea is the source of this 1232-nucleotide messenger RNA. RefSeq lists its product as uncharacterized. NCBI's taxonomy places the organism in Eukaryota, Fungi, Ascomycota, Sordariomycetes, Magnaporthales, Pyriculariaceae. The record is from RefSeq and is a predicted model, not a curated record. Gene Ontology annotation, molecular function: cellulose binding. The coding region runs from base 231 to 1232 and encodes 333 amino acids. The transcript is spliced from 4 exons. Gene Ontology annotation, cellular component: extracellular region. Gene Ontology annotation, biological process: carbohydrate metabolic process.